CGCCGACUGAUUGUGGAAGAUUGACACGCUCUCAUUUUAUUGUAGAAAGCAGAACAUAAAAUUAAGCAAAUCUUACUCUAAGCUAUUUAUUAUUAGUAAAUAUAUUCUUAAAAACUUAAGAAAUCCCCAACAAUGAGUACUAUAUUAGAAAAAAUCAGCGCUAUAGAGGCCGAGAUGGCCCGUACACAAAAAAAUAAAGCAACAGCUCUCCAUUUAGGUUUACUAAAAGCGAGAUUGGCAAAGCUAAGACGUGAAUUAAUUACACCUAAAGGUGGCGGUGGUGCCACUGGUGAAGGUUUCGAUGUUGCUAAAACUGGAGAUGCACGAAUUGGGUUUGUCGGUUUUCCUUCUGUGGGCAAGUCAACCCUCUUAUCCAACUUAGCGGGAGUAUACUCUGAAGUAGCAGCUUAUGAAUUUACAACGCUGACUACUGUGCCUGGCUGUAUUAAAUAUAAAGGUGCUAAAAUACAGCUGCUUGAUCUGCCUGGUAUCAUUGAAGGAGCAAAAGAUGGUAAAGGUCGUGGUCGUCAAGUAAUUGCUGUAGCCAGAACAUGCAGUCUUGUCUUCAUUGUCCUUGAUGUAUUGAAGCCAUUGCAGCAUAAGAAACUUCUGGAACAUGAGUUAGAAGGCUUUGGGUUGCGGUUAAACAAACAACCACCAAACAUACACUUUAGAAAAAAAGAUAAAGGAGGAAUCAAUUUGAACACUACUUGUCCACAAUCUGAAUUGGAUAUAGAAGCAGUUAAAACCAUCCUAUCCGAGUACAAAAUCCAUAAUGCAGAUAUAACACUACGUUACGAUGCUACUAGUGAUGACUUGAUCGAUGUUAUUGAAGGCAACAGGAUAUAUGUCCCAUGUAUUUAUCUGCUUAACAAGAUUGAUCAAAUAAGCAUAGAAGAACUUGAUGUAAUCUACAAGAUACCGCAUUGUGUACCAAUAUCCGCUCACCACAAAUGGAAUUUCGAUGAUUUGUUAGAAAAGAUGUGGGAAUACCUGAAACUAAUCAGGAUAUAUACAAAGCCAAAAGGUCAAUUGCCUGAUUACAAUGCACCGGUCGUAUUGCAUGCUGAUAGAACAUCUAUUGAAGAUUUCUGUAAUAAACUACAUCGAUCUAUUGUCAAAGAAUUUAAAUAUGCCUUAGUAUGGGGAUCAUCCGUUAAACAUCAGCCGCAGAAAGUAGGAAUAGAACAUGUUCUAGCCGAUGAAGACGUCGUCCAGAUUGUGAAGAAAGUUUAAUGCCUGAUCAGAUGUUAUAUAUAUAAAGAUUGUCUGUGAAUUAAAAUAUAUUUUAAAAAACCUAAA
Nymphalis io (European peacock) is the source of this 1302-nucleotide messenger RNA. It is a transcript of the gene 128up, whose product is annotated as GTP-binding protein 128up. Gene Ontology annotation, molecular function: GTPase activity; GTP binding. The transcript is spliced from 7 exons. Lineage: Eukaryota; Metazoa; Arthropoda; Insecta; Lepidoptera; Nymphalidae. Gene Ontology annotation, biological process: cytoplasmic translation. The record is from RefSeq and is a predicted model, not a curated record. The coding region runs from base 133 to 1236 and encodes 367 amino acids. Gene Ontology annotation, cellular component: cytoplasm.